CCAAACGCAGCCCUCGUCCGGGAUGACAUCAUCACAUGAUUUCAUGUAUUCGGUCUGUUUUGUUUAUGCAAACAUUGUUGCAAUACAUUAUUUCUAGCAACUUAAAAGCACAACUAACAACAGAUUUUGAUUUGGCCUUUGAACGGUCACGGACUCCAAAGUUCCGUAUAAAAUGACGUCACUCAAAAGCUGCACUCGAACUGGCCCUGCCGACGUGGCUGAGCGGAAGGAGCGAGCAGAUCUGUCAGUGAAACGGAUCAGCAUGUCUACCCUUAAGGACACCAACUGCCCCGUGGACACCCCCCCAGACCUCACUGAGCCAGACCCGAGCACCCCCCUGCCCCCCACACCUCUCCUCCAGUCCUCCUUGGUCCCUGAGAGUCCCGAAGGCCCUGCUCCCCUGCCCCCCACACCUUUCUCACAGCCCUCAUUGGUACCUGCUUUAGAGGGCACUGGUUGUAACGACGCAUCAGCCAAAGAGGACAUCAUCAGGGACAACAGCCAUGGAGUUGCAGCUGAGCAACCAGAGCACAGUGUUGAAGGUCAGGUGACUGAGUGUGACCAAUCGGUGAAUCUGGAAUUAGAUGCUGUGGCCCCUGAAGAGGAAGCAGGGGUAGGGUUGCCUGUCGUCCAGGACAAAGAGAAAGUUUGGGGUGGAUGGGGCUCAUGGGGGAAGUUGCUGCUGACCAGUGCCUCCUCCACCAUGGGACAAGGCUUGACCUCGGUGAGGGAGAAAGCAGGAGGGGCUCUGCGACUCCACAGGACUUCAGUUGGUGAGGAGGCACGAGAGGAGGUAGAGGAGAGGAAGGGGGGAAGAGAGGAGGAGAGCGAGGGGGGAGGAGGAGAGCGUGAAGGGGGUUCUGCUUCAUCAGCCCUUUCUACUGAAGCACCAAGCAGAGGAGUUCUAUCCACCAUCACCUAUGCAGUGCAAAACACUGGGAGGUCAGUGAUUAGUGGGGGUCUGGAUGCGUUGGAGUUCAUAGGAAAAAAGACCAUGAUAGUUCUGGCAGAGAGUGACCCUGGAUUCAGGAACACCAAGAUCUUGAUGCAGAGGACUGUGUCCCUCAGCCAGAUGCUGAAGGAAGCCAAAGAUAAGGAGAGGGCACGGCUUAGCAGUCAGCCAAUCAACGAGCCCACAGCCCACUACGGAAUCCUGUUUGAUGACUACCAGGGCCUAUCACACCUUGAGGCCCUUGAGAUUCUGUCCAAUGAGAGUGAGGCACAGGUGCAGGCGUUUCUCUCUUCCUUGACCGAGGAGGAGCAGGAGGAGGUGAAGAAGGAGCUGAUUGCCAUCAAGGACAUCUUCGUCAACCGAGAGGAAGAGGAGGAUGUGGACCAGAAAGAGGAGAAGGACAUGGAGAGGAGGGAUGGAGAGACAAAAGACAACGCUGCUGAUGGGGAGGAGUUUGUGAGCAUUCUAACGGAGCUUCUGUUUGAGCUUCACGUGGCUGCCACCCCUGACAAACUUAACAAGGCUCGAAUGAGAGCACGUGAUUGGCUUAGAGAGGUGGAAGUGGCAGUAUCCAUGGAGACCAUCAGCAACUCCUCCACAGAGGAAAUGAAAGAAAGAGAAAACACAGAAGGGGAGAAGGAGGAGGAGAUCAAAGAGAACAAGACCAGAUCUGUAGAGGCUGUGUACCUGUCGUCAGUUGGUAGUCUGGCUGAGGUGACUGCCCGCAGUAUUGAGCAACUCCACAAGGUGGCAGAGUUGAUCCUCCAUGGCCAGGACCUGGAGAAGUCAGCCAGGGAGCAGGCCCACAUUCUUACCAGAUUGACUUGUGCCAUGUGUAGGGAGGUGGCCUGUCUCGCUAAGAAGUUCUCUGGCAUAUUGCUCACUGUGGGGGGUCAAAAGAAGGCUGAGGAGUUGAGUCCAUUGGUAGACAAUGUGAUGCUUGAGGGUUCUAACAGCACCACCUACAUCCUAAACGCCUUCCAGUUGCUGCUGCCAGUUCUCCAGGUGUCCCAUCUCCAGACCGAGAUCUCUAGAACCAAGUAGCGCACAGGCAUCCACAACAUGGAACCCUGUGGAAAGCCACAACACUAACGCUGCCUUAACAGUCACUCACACACAGACCAUACAUUACCACAGACAUACACACACUAGACCUCACCACACAAACACUGCUUACUGCUGAAGUGCCAUUAGCACAUGCUUGUCUUAGUGUACAGAAACAUAUAUAUAUAUAGAGCAGAUGAAGUAUAUAUUGUAGAAGUAUAGUGGGAGACUGAAGAGAAUUAUAUAUUCUUGAAUAUGGUAACCCAGACUGAUCAUCUGUAAAAUAAAAUGUCAAUUCUGGGUAAUAGUAAGGUUAUUAAUGCCAGUGCUAAAAUUCAAAUUUUAAUUAUUAAUCACACCAAAUUAUUUUGUUUAAUUUUUGUUUGUUUAUAUUAAAAGUGUAGUUUGCAGCGGAAUAAUGAUGACAGUCAGACCAACUGUAAACACACAUAUGAAUGUCUCUGCAUAUGAUUGGUUGCACUAAACCAGGCCUCUGUGAUUGGAUACCUGUGUUCUGAGAGAAAGUAGCUGUGACAUGCAGGUCUGAUUGGGUAUCUGUUUACUGAAAGGUAGUGACUCUGACACAAUUUUUUAUUUGUAUUUUUCUGUCAAAAUGUGCUUUACAUGAGCACAAUGUUUCUAGCAUUGCAUGUUUCUGAUGUUGUUUUUAAAACCAUUCAAUUGAUUCUGAAAUACCUUGCACCAAAUAAAGAUGUUAAGUUGUAACUAUUAACUUAAUCAGUCUUGGAAGCCAGUAUAGGUCAUUUAUACAAUUCGUCCUAAUCUGAGGUUGAGGUAAACUGUGACAGAGACUGAA
This is a messenger RNA of Hypomesus transpacificus, 2813 nucleotides long. It is a transcript of the gene fam114a1, whose product is annotated as family with sequence similarity 114 member A1. The transcript is spliced from 13 exons. The coding region runs from base 173 to 1996 and encodes 607 amino acids. The record is from RefSeq and is a predicted model, not a curated record. NCBI's taxonomy places the organism in Eukaryota, Metazoa, Chordata, Actinopteri, Osmeriformes, Osmeridae.